AUUGACGAAAUGACUGACGUGAAUGUAGAGCACCUGGAAUUUGGUCGGUCAGCUACAGUGCUGUGCUCUCCGCGGCUCAGAAAACACGCUACGAUGGGCGUAUGGCAAAUCCAGGUCAAUAUAUAAUAUAGUUUUUAUACUAACGCCGACGGGGCCUCGCCUCUACAACAGAGAUCACCUUCUCAACAAACGACCUCGCACUUCAAGGACCGAAAAGCCACGGUUUUGGGUGUUUCUUCACUAACGUUAAGCCGACUGAAACGCCAACACACUCGUGCUCUUCUGCUUCAGUACUCUGGGAUACGAAUAAAAUGACCGUUUGAUUAUUCUUUUUCGUCUUUCGCCUCUACCUCCUCUUUCGGUUUGUCAUCCAUUCCCCUCCCCUCGGCCAGUCCAUGGAUUCUACUAUGGUGGAUUCAAAUGCGACGAGGAGGACUCUUGCGGUCCCGGACGUAAAACCAUCGGAUCAGUACGAUUUUACUCGAGCCAAAAUAUGUGCUAGUCUGGGAUGGCUUCUGGCGAAAGCGUACGGAACUGCAGAGAAUGUUCCGGAGGACCUGCGAGACCCCUUCUACACCGACCAGUACGAGCAGGAGCACAUGAAGCCGCCGGUCACGCGCUUGCUGCAGUCCUGCGAGCUGUACUGUCGCGCCUACGGCCGGCUGCACGCGGCCGGGGCCCGCCCCGAAAACGCGGGGCCCUGCCGGGACGCCGCCGCCCUCCUGAGCCUCCUCGCCGGCCGCGGCGCGUCUCCUAGAGACCAGGACGCCAUGGUGACGGAGGCCGACCUGCGAGGCAAGCCAAUCAGAAUGAGUGCCCACCUGGCAGUGAUUGACUCACUGAUGGCGGUGGGCGCCAUGGAGACGGUGAGCACAGCGAAGAUUCCGCGCGGGGCGGAGCAGCUGGGGAGCAGGGCAGGCUGGGAGAACGCCCUGCUGUACUGGGUGAAUCGGGUGAAUCAGAAAUUGAGGGAUAUCACAGAGAGUACGGCCAGUACAGACCUGCAGUCCAGCCAGCCUUCUUGUCCUUCCCGUUGGUACUGGAAACUGGUCCCUGGCCGGUAUAAGAAGGAUAAGCUGCUAAACCGGCAGGCCUCUGCGUUGCCGUUGGUAACGGGAGUGAAGGACCUCUCGGAUGGGGUUGUCCUUGCAACUGUCAUCCACUUCUACUGCCCAACCCUGCUGAGCCUGGAGGAGGUUUGCGUGAAGGACACUAUGCUGGAAGCAGACAGCAUGUUUAACUUGCACCUUGUGCAGAAGUUCUGUGACACUUUCUUGGACAACUGCUGCCCCCUAGUGUUGGAGGACCUGCUGUACAGCCCGCCAAUUCUCAGGGUGAACAUCAUGAGCUUGGUGGCGGAGCUCCUGCACUGGUUCGAGGUCUGCAAGCCAGACUUUGUCCAACCCCUGGAAGCCCUGGACCUGGCAGAUACCUCAGAGCUGAGCAACUACGCGAUGCCCAGCGGCGGGACCAACAACAGUGCCCCUCCUUCCAUCUUCAACCAGCCUUUCCUGCCUAUCUCAGCGAGCACGCCAGGCUCCAUUACACAGUCUACCUCAUUGUCAGAUGUAGGAACAAGCCGAACAUGGACCAAGAAGCCUUUCAGUCGUCCGCUCUCAGGGGUAUCCUUCAGUAUUCCCUUCGGCCUGGACAGCGAUGUGGACGUUGUCAUGGGCAACCCGGUGGGGGCGGUGCCCCGCUCGGUCAGUUCGGACAACCUGCCCCGUGUCCCCUACAGCCCCUCCGAGGACCUCGCCCCCCUGGUCGGCAAGACCCCCGGGGCCCCCGUCCCCCACAACGGGCCCCUGUCCCAGCAGCGCGCUGCCUGGGGGGCCCAGCCCAGCCCCGCGCCGCACGGGGAGGGGGCGGAGCUACCCACCAUCGAGGAGGCGCUGCAGAUCAUCCACAACGAGGCCAAGCUGGAGCCCCGCCUCCACCCGGAGGGCGCGCCCGACGGCUUCUACCUGCACUCCCCCGACGACUCCGCCCACCUCAGCAGCUCCGCCCCCUCCCGCGCGGGGAUGCUGUACCGGCCGGGCGGGGCCGCCCGGGACCGGGACCGGCACGCCUCCGACGGCUCCCGCGACGACGACUCCGUCCUGCGGGACGGCAGCGUGGACUCGGACGCCUCCGAGGACCUGCCCAAAGCGCAGUCCAGCCCGACCACGCCCGCCUCCACCCGCUCCGCCCCGUCCACGCCGGGCUCCUCCCGGGGGCGGGACCAGCCCGACAGCGGCGUGAAGAUGACCAGCUUCGCCGAGCGCAAGAAGAAGCAGCCGCCGGCCGCGCCCGCCGGCGUCGCCCCGGGCGACGGCCCCGCCCUGAACACGGAGGUGACGGAGCUGGGGGCGCGGCUGGAGGAGAGGAGGCGGGCCAUCGAGGCGCAGAAGAAGCGGAUCGAGGCCAUCUUUCAGAAGCACCGCGAGCGUCUGGGGAAGAGCGCCCUGCUGCAGCUGAAGAAGCAGCAGGGCGAGGGCGGGGCCAGCGAGGGGGGCGGGGCCACCGAGGAGGCCGAGGAGGACCAGCGCAGGCUCUCCCUGGAGGAGCGGCUGGCGCGCAUCGAGGACGAGGAGCUGCAGGACGAAGGCCCCGACAUGGCUGGAGAGGAAGGGGCGGAGCCUCUGAGGAGAGAGAAAGGGGUGGGAUCGGGGGAGGACGAGUCGGAGGACAAGGGGGCGGGGCCGAAGGAGAAGGGGGCGGCGCCGCUGGGGGACUAUAACAACGCGGUUUCGCAGCUGUCGGCGGCACUCAGCUCUCUGAAGAGCGACAUGCAGCGCCUGUCCCUGCAGCAGAACCAGCUGAUCCGCAAGAAGACCCCGUCCGGCAACAAGGCCUGGGUCAUCCCCGCCAGCCCCAAAUCCCCCACGGCCGCCACGCCGCCCCCCCGCCUGUCCCGCGAGUCCACCCGCGACCUCCCCUCCCACUCCCCGUCCCCCUCCCGCAAGGCCAGCUACGCCACGCCCCCCAAAUCUCCCCAGGUGUCCCACCGCCGGGCGCAGUCGGCCCCCCCCAAGAGCCCCAAGCAGGCCCACGGCCGGCAGCUGGACCUGCGGGUGCCCCCCCUGACGCGGGUGCUCACCCCCUCGCACAACGUGGACAGCAUGCCCCGCCUGCGCAGGGUCACGCCCGGGCAGUGCCAGGUGCAGACCACCUCCACCUUCAGCAUCGGGACGCCCCGCCCCGCCCCCGCCCCCGCCCCCGCCCAGGACAGCGCCUCCGAGGCGGGCUCGGGCGAGGACCUGGAGCUGGAGGGGGGCGCCCUGCGGACGCCGGGCGGGGCGGGGGGCAGCUCCGGCGCCCCAUCCGAGUGCUCCUUCGAGAGCGACGUCCCCGCGGCGUUCGGCGGGAACCGCGGGAGCCUGAUCGAGAUCCCGCUCGCCUCCCUGCGGGGGGGCCACGCCCACGACCCCGACGACGCCGACGCCUUCUCCGACUCCAUGAGCGACCAGAUGGAGCCCGACACCAGAGGAGGGGUCGGCUUCUUCUUUAAGGAUGAAGCGCGACCGGAGGAUGAGAUGGCUCAGCGCAGGGCUGCUUUGCUGGAGAAACAGCAGAAGAGAGCGGAGGAGCUGAAAAGAAAGAGGGAGCUGGAGAGAGAGUCCAGGCCCUCCUCUUCGGAAGAGCGGCCCGGGACCCCCGGCACGCCCCCGCCGCCCCGCACCCCCCCGGCCGAGGCCACGCCCGUCCGGCGGGGGGACUUCACCAGGCAGGAGCACCAGCGCCGACACCAGCUGAAGAUCAUGGAGGACCUGGACAAGGUCCUGAGGCAGAAGCCCACCACCGUGCGCGGCGUCAAGAAGCAGAGGCCCAAAUCGCUCUUCCGCGAUGACUCCGCCCUCUCCCGCAGCCCUGCCAAGGGCUUCAUGGGCAAUAAGAUGAAUAAGGUCUACUCCCACUCCUCCCACAACCUCUCCUCCCUGGCCAGUGACAGCACCAACACCGGAACUCUGACCGUCAGAUCCUCCCCCAGCCGGUCCCAUUCCCCUGCCAGGCUAAUGUCUCCUAGCCGGCUGUCCCAUCAGAACGGGGACAGGGAUUGGGACCUCGCCUCCACCGUCUCUUCCACUGCAUCCAUCCCAGAGUACCACGGGCCUAAGCUGUACAAGGAGCCGAGCUUUAAGUCCAACAAGUUCAUCAUCCAUAACGCCCUGUCCCGCUGCUGCCUGGCUGGGAAGGUCAACGAGCCGCAGAAAAACAAAAUACUGGAGGAGAUGGAGAAGUGCACGGCCAACCACUUCCUGAUCCUGUUCCGGGACUCCAGCUGCCAGUUCCGGGCGGUGUACGCCAUGAACCCGGAGACGGACGAGAUGGUGCUCGUGACGGGCGUCGGGCCGCGCGUCAUCGCCGUGGAGACGGUGGAGUCCAUCUACAAGUACAGCUCGGACCGCAAGCAGUUCACCGCCAUCCCGUCCAAGACCAUGUCCAUGAGCGUCGACGCCUUCACCAUCCCCGGGCACCUGUGGAAGAGCCGGCGGCCGGGCACGCCCAAAAGACCCGGCACGCCCAAAUAACCCCCCCGCCCGCGUUCUCCACCCCGCACGGGACGGCCCCUCCCCCGGCCUGCGCACGGCGACGCCCGCCCGCCCCCCUCCCCCCACCACCCUCAGCUCUAAGAUUGCUUUGGGACUGUUGGACUGCAGAGAUAUAAAUGGCCACCAGAGGGCAGCGUUCAUAUUAGUGCCAGUUUACUUUCUUUGCUAACCCCCCCCCCAUCCCAUACUCACCCAAUGAAAUGACUUCUAAUCAGUGACAGUCUGGCACUGAAACAGAUGUAGUUGACGAGCCGGUCGCUGAAGGUCAAAACAGGAAGUGAAGAACACUGAAGCCCUUUAAACCCGGCGCCCUAUGGGAUCGCCCCCCCCCCCCCCAUCUAUGACGGCCCCCGCCUGGGGCCUUAGAGGAGCAGGAGUGGGGGGGUCAAGGAUCAAUUAAGGCCACACUGAAACGUCCUGGAGAAUGACAAUUGGCUCCGCCCCCAUUCCGCUGAACACGCCCAGGCCCCCGGGCGGGGUGUGUCCGGUCACUGCCUUCUUUUUUUUUUACGGUGUCCUGAUCUACUGAUCUCAGAUCAGUUUCACUGCCCAGCUGCCCUUCCUGCGCAGGGUCAGGCUCUGCCCCCCCCCCCGAGCUGAUCCCAGAACAGUUAAAACACGCUGGUGUGAUUUUUUUAUACACGCUCGUGGACGGUACAAACCCUCAGUGGCCUUCGGGGGGGAACUUCGGGGUUCAGCUCACUCUCUUGUACGACUGCAGGACCGUUUGAUAUCGUUUAAGACUGAAUCCUGAUUUUCUUCCCUUCCCUGGCGUUAGCUUGUUUUUGUUUUCGUUUUCUUUCCUUUCCCAGGGAACAGAACUCUGUAGCGUUUCUGUGUUUUUCCGCGUAAGCGAAAGUGGAAUGUGAUCCAGCCUUAUGCUGCGUGUAUAACAGGUAAUUACAGAGAAGACGGAUCGUGUACAAAAAAACAAACGAUUGGAAAAAAAUCAAUGAUCUUGUGUAUAUAUAUCUGAGGGCUAUUUACUGAUCAUCCUGUUUUUGUGUCGCCUCUGAAUAUGAUUUAUAUGAAGUGGAGAGUGACCUUGUGCGCUUUGGGCGAGAGCUGCCUGAGCAGGGGAGAGUGAGAGAGACAGAGUGUGUGUGUGUGUGUGCGCGUGUGCGUGCGAGCGAGUGUGUGUGUGCACGAGUGUGCGUGCGAGUGAGUGUGUGCUUGCGUGCGUGUGUGUGCGCGCGCGUGUGCGUGCGAGUGUGAGUGUGUGCGUGCGAGUGUGUGUGCGCACGUACGUGUGAAAGUGACUGUGUGAGAGAGAGAGGGAGAAAGAGAGAUGGAGUUAGAGAGAGAGAGAGAGGAUGCAUGGGCAGUGUAUCACACUCGCAGUCUCUGACACAGCUGCUCCAUCCCCACCCACCACACAUACAGCCUGAUCCUGCCCCAACCAUACUCACUGCCAAAUCCUGCCCCUUCAUACACACACUGCCUAAUCCUGCCCCAACCAUACUCACUGCCAAAUCCUGCCCCUUCAUACACACACUGCCUAAUCCUGCCCCAACCAUACUCACUGCCAAAUCCUGCCCCUUCAUACACACACUGCCUAAUCCUGCCCCAACCAUACUCACUGCCAAAUCCUGCCCCUUCAUACACACACUGCCUAAUCCUGCCCCAACCAUAGUCACUGCCAAAUCCUGCCCCUUCAUACACACACUGCCUAAUCCUGCCCCAACCAUAGUCACUGCCAAAUCCUGCCCCUUCAUACACACACUGCCUAAUCCUGCCCCUUCAUACACACACUGCCUAAUCCUGCCCCUUCAUACACACACUGCCUAAUCCUGCCCCAACCAUACUCACUGCCAAAUCCUGCCCCUUCAUACACACACUGCCUAAUCCUGCCCCAACCAUACUCACUGCCAAAUCCUGCCCCUUCAUACACACACUGCCUAAUCCUGCCCCACCCAUUCACACACUGCAUAAUCCUGCCCCAACCAUACACUCAUUGCCAAAUCCUGCCCCGCCCAUACACAUACUGCAUAAUUCUGCCCUUGCCAUACACUCACUGCCUAAUCCUGUUCCACCCAUUCACACACUGCAUAAUCCUGCUCCACCCCAUCCACACACCGCAUAAUCCUGCCCCACUCCAUUCACACACUGCCAAAUCCUGCCCCACCCAUUCACACACUGCCAAAUCCUGCCCCACCCAUUCACACACUGCAUAAUCCUGCUUCAGUAGAAAUGGUGAAGAUGGAGGAAUAAAUUGUGAAUGUUGAGAAGCUCCAGUGAGAGAAACUGAGAUGGAUGUGGCGGAGAGAGAGUCCAAUGACUGCAGAAAGUGUGUGUGUGUGUGUGUGUGUGGGUCCGUGCGUAUGUGUGUGUACGCGUGUGUGCGUGCGUGUGUAUGUAUGUCUGGAUUGAUUCUGUGCAAUUCCACCAUGAGGUCUUGUCUCAUCUGGAGGUAUUUAUUUGGUAAGAAACAAAUGGAAGGGUUUAUGUUUUUGGUCCGUUUUGUUGGAUUUUAUUAUUUAUGUUGGUAAUGGUGUUAUUUUUGUUCAUCUCAUAAAUGUAAUGUCUUCUGACCUGUUGGUCUUGAUUUUCUCUCUUUCGUCAGCCUCCUGUCAGAGUCUUACCCCCCCCAACCCCCUCUUCACUUUCCAACCCUAUUUGUUCAGAAAUUCAGGUCCAUGCUAAAAGACUGGAUCAGAUCAAUAAAAUCAGUUUUAAAUCAUUA
Messenger RNA from Anguilla rostrata (American eel), 7215 nucleotides. RefSeq names its product calmodulin regulated spectrin-associated protein family, member 3 (gene camsap3). The transcript has 18 exons. The record is from RefSeq and is a predicted model, not a curated record. Gene Ontology annotation, cellular component: microtubule minus-end. Bases 396 to 4511 code for a protein of 1371 amino acids. Gene Ontology annotation, biological process: neuron projection development; negative regulation of microtubule depolymerization; cytoplasmic microtubule organization. NCBI's taxonomy places the organism in Eukaryota, Metazoa, Chordata, Actinopteri, Anguilliformes, Anguillidae. Gene Ontology annotation, molecular function: calmodulin binding; microtubule minus-end binding; spectrin binding.